Peniophora sp. CBMAI 1063 is the source of this 585-nucleotide messenger RNA. Lineage: Eukaryota; Fungi; Basidiomycota; Agaricomycetes; Russulales; Peniophoraceae. The record is from the annotation of a GenBank genome assembly.
AUGUUCUCCUUCAUGAAGAUCGCUACCUUCGCCGCCCUCGCGUUCGGCACCCUCGCGUCGGCCAUCCCCGCUCCUGCUCCCCUCCCCAUCGCCGAGGCCGGUGCUCUCGUGGCCCGCGACGCCGAGGCGACCCAGGACGUCACUACGAUCCUCACCAACUUGAACAGCCAGCUCCAGGCUCCGACCACUCAGCUCAGCAGCCUUACGGCUGAGACCGCGACGCCGGCCAAGGUGAACGAGAUCGUUCUCAGCAUCAAGGUGAUCAUCGAGGCUGCCACCGCGGCGUGCGGCAAAGCCUCUGGAGUCGGCUCCGGCAACAUCCUCGUUUUGAUCUCGAUCACUAUCAACCUGGUCAUCUCGGCUUGCAACAAGUGCUACAGUGUCUGCACGGACAAGGUCGACAUCCUCGUCAUCCUCCAGCUCCUUGACGUUGUUCUCGCUGCGCUCUUGACCAUUGUCCUCAAGCUCGUCGGCGGUCUCCUCACUGUUGUCAUCGGUCUCCUUGUUGGUCUCCUCGGCGGCGUCGUCCAGCUCCUCGUCGGCCUCAAGUUCACGGCGUGCCUCAAGGUCCUGCUCAUCCUCUGA